Asparagus officinalis (garden asparagus) is the source of this 2593-nucleotide messenger RNA. Its product is annotated as tricalbin-3-like. Lineage: Eukaryota; Viridiplantae; Streptophyta; Magnoliopsida; Asparagales; Asparagaceae. The transcript is spliced from 9 exons. The coding region runs from base 372 to 2348 and encodes 658 amino acids. The record is from RefSeq and is a predicted model, not a curated record. Gene Ontology annotation, molecular function: lipid binding.
CCUCGGCCGCCCAUUCCCUUCACAUUUCCAAUUUCUCAUUUCCCUCUCUCCUUCCUCUCUCUCUCUCUCUCUCUCUUUCCUUCACCCCCACCGACCAUUUCCCCAUUCAGAACCCCCACCCAAAACCUAACCCUAACUCCUCGAAACCCUAACCCUAAUUCGAUGCUCUGCUAUCUUCGCUUCUCCAACUGUUCGCGCCGCUGCGGGAGUCGGUGCGGGCUGUGCAUUUCGCCGGUAAUCUGUCCGUGUGAAUCCCCAUCGAAACCCUAACCCGGCUCCGUCUUAUGCAUCGGGGCUUCGGAAACCCUAACCCUAGGCUCUGCUAUGUUUCGCGGGAGUUCCGCUGCUGCUGUUGCUGCUCUCUCCUCUAAAUGUUGGCGCCGCUGCAGGACGCGGUGAGCUCGUACGCUUCAAUUUGUCCGUGUAAAUUAGAAAAUGGUGGAAUUAUUAGAAGAAAAAGGUUGCCUUUUGGAUUUCUAGUUGGUAGAAAUGCACAGAGAAGAAGAUGGAGAAUUAGAGCACAUGUUAGUAAUUCAGAUGCAGAUUUAUUGUGCUCGACGAGCAAAGCGCAGAAAUUACUGGUCUCUGAUAGAUUAUCCAAUGAAUUGGUGUGCGAGGAAUCAAAAUCAGACUCGGUUGAAGAGCCCAUUAAGACGGGAUCGGCAUCAACCUUCACAAACUAUCAAGAAGAUCCUUUAGUAGAUAAACUAAGGACACAGCUUGGAUCGAUUCAUCCGAUCCCUUCACCUCCCAUUAAUAGGAGUAUCGUAGGCUUCUUUGUGUUCUUUUUCUUCGUUGGGGUUGUUUUCGAUAAGUUAUGGACAUCCAGGAAGAGAAAUAAAUCGGUUCGAGAUGUUAAUCCAGGGACUUGGCCGCAGGUGCCCACGAGCUUCUCAUUGUUUCUUGAGAAGGAUCUUCAGAGAAAAGAGUCAGUGGAAUGGGUUAACAUGGUUUUGGGGAAAUUGUGGAAGGUUUACAGAGGUGGGAUUGAGAAUUGGAUUAUUGGGUUGUUGCAACCGGUGAUAGAUAAUCUUAAGAAGCCGGAUUAUGUACAAAGGGUCGAGAUUAAGCAGUUCUCGCUUGGUGAGGAACCGUUGUCGGUUAGGAAUGUUGAGCGCAAGACUUCUCGCCGUGUUAAUGAUCUGCAGUACCAAAUUGGUCUUCGUUAUACUGGUGGUGCUCGCAUGUUGUUGUCACUGUCCUUGAAGUUUGGUAUAAUCCCUAUAGUUGUACCAGUUGGCAUUCGUGAUUUUGACAUUGACGGGGAAUUAUGGGUAAAGUUACGAUUGAUUCCAUCUGAACCUUGGGUAGGGGCUGUUUCAUGGGCUUUUGUCUCUCUACCAAAAAUCAAGUUUGAGCUUGCACCAUUUCGCCUAUUCAAUCUCAUGGCAAUUCCUGUACUUUCAAUGUUCUUGACAAAGCUUCUCACUGAAGAUCUUCCUCGUCUUUUUGUGCGUCCAAGAAAGAUUGUCCUUGAUUUUCAGAAGGGCAAAGCACUUGGUCCUGUUUCAGAUGAUCCUAAAGCUGAUGCGGUUCCUGAAGGAACUCAAAAUUUCGUCGGGGAGUUAUCAGUGACUCUAGUUGAUGCUCGGAAACUUGCUUACGCCAUAUCUGGGAAGACAGAUCCAUAUGUUAUUCUUAGCCUGGGGGAUCAAGUAAUUCGAAGCAAAAAGAAUAGUCAGACUACAGUCAUUGGGCCACCCGGAGAGCCAAUAUGGAACCAGGAUUUCCACUUACUUGUUGCAAACCCUAGAAAGCAGAGAUUAUCGAUCCAAGUAAAGGACUCUUUUGGGUUUGGUGAUGUCACUGUUGGCACAGGAGAGAUUGAACUAGGCUCUCUUCAAGAUACAGUACCAACAGAUAGAAUUGUGUCUUUGAAAGGUGGCUGGGGAUUUUUCAGGAAACAAUCAUCUGGAGAAAUAUUACUACGUCUUACAUAUAAGGCAUAUGUUGAGGAUGAAGAAGAUGAUGGGGUAAUAAAACUAGCUGAUACUGAUGUAUCUGAUGAUGAGAUAUUAGACUAUGAGCAAACAAACAACCUUUCUGGAGAAAGCAAAUUUGAAAAAGAAAGAGAAUCGUUUAUGGAUGUACUAGCAGCUUUGCUUGUAAGUGAGGAAUUUCAAGGUAUAGUAGCAUCUGAAACGGGAUUUUCCAGAGCUUCUGAACAGUCUAGAUAUCCACUGUCCUCAGUUUCAAGAACAGGUGGUGACAAUGUAGAGAAUCUUCUUGUAUCUAAAACCAACUCUAGAGGUCCAAGAGAUUCCACUUUAAUAUGGCUUGCCGUGGUAACAAGUGUAGCCGUGCUGAUUUCUCUAAACAUCACCGGUUCGAGUAUUUUCAAUCCAUGAUGUCAUAAACAUGCCUUGCUUUGCUUGAGCCAAGCCCACAGAUAAUAGUAGAUAGGGUAUCCUACAUCUCUUUUUUGGAAUUUAUAGCGCAUUGGUGAUAGAAGAGGAAGUGCUUGUUGCGGCAUUUUUGUUCUUUCGCCUUUUAAUGUCAAUAACCCCUUGUAUCAUAUUAAUUUCUCGCCCAUAAUUUUGUUAUCUAUUGAAUUCUUUGAUGCUGGCCCAUGUGCGUUUCUGGCCUCAUUGUG